This is a messenger RNA of Priapulus caudatus, 918 nucleotides long. RefSeq names its product monocarboxylate transporter 12-like. The transcript has 3 exons. Lineage: Eukaryota; Metazoa; Priapulida; Priapulimorpha; Priapulimorphida; Priapulidae. Gene Ontology annotation, molecular function: monocarboxylic acid transmembrane transporter activity. The record is from RefSeq and is a predicted model, not a curated record. The coding region runs from base 1 to 918 and encodes 305 amino acids. Gene Ontology annotation, biological process: monocarboxylic acid transport; transmembrane transport.
AUGUCACUAACGUACUUUGCUAAAGGGCUUCCGCUCCUUUAUCUCACGUAUGGGCUGAUGUUUGGGCUAGGAUCAUCGUUAGAAAUGAUUCCGUCGCAGGCGUCAACUGCGGAGCAUUUUCUUAAGAGAAGGUCUAUGUCCAUUGGCAUCAUUCUCCUAGGAACCGGAGUAGGCACACUUGUUUGGCCGAUCCUCAUAGAAUACCUCCUAGAAGAAUACUUGUACCAAGGAACAUUUCUUAUCUGUGGCGCGAUAUCAUUUAACCUCCUCGUCGCUGCAAGUUUAUUUAGAAACUUUAAGAAGAGACCUCCAUCAGACUCCCACACCAAGGAAACAUAUAACAAUGUUGAAAUGAGUCCUACAUCAGCUAGUGAGCCACAAUCCUGCUUCGCUAGGAUGCGAAAUUCUAUCAAAAACAGCAAGCCUAUCUUAGACAAACGGAUCUUCACAGAUUCUUGCACAUUUGUGUAUUGCAUGACGCUGUUUUUCGCACAAAUUGCAUACCAGUCAAUUUUCAUUCUGCUACCGACGCGAGGCGAGGAGAUAGCAGACAGCGAGGGCUUCAGUGGCGCUACACUGGUGUCCAUUAUUGGUCUUUCUGAGACCAUCUUCCGGCUUCCACUGAGCUCCAUGUGGGACAUCAGCUUCAUGCGAAAACCCACUCGCAGACUGGCUGGUCUAACAGGGUUCAUCUUUGGCAUAGGAUUUUUCGUAAUUAUGUAUCCGUUAAUGCGUACUACGCAACUGCAAAUUAUAAACAGUGCCCUCCUGGGAGUAGUCACCUCUGGAUACAUGGUAACGUCCUUCAUCGUUCUGAUGGAUAUGUCUGGUGUGGAUCUGUAUAAGGACGGUCUAGCACUGCUACUUACCUGUGGCGGACUAGCAUCUCUCGUUGGACCGGUUGGUUGCUGGAUGUAA